CCUAAAUCCAUAGCUAGGUGAAAGAAGAUUUCGCUAGCCAUGGGCCCCACCUUUAUCCGCGGGUGCGGCCACAGGAGGACAUGCCUUUAUCCGCUGCUUUGUCUGCAGCAGUGUGUGAGAUUGCGGAGCUGCUUGCAGAGGGAGGAGCUCCAGCGACGCCAUAGCCAGGCAGUCUCACCCACCAUGGCCACAAGCUUCACCACGCCCACGGGACCCCUCCUUGCCUUCCCACCCACCUCUACACGCGCUCCUGCAGUCACUGCGGCCAGAGCUUCGGUGGAUCACACCUCCACCACCACCACCACCAUCACCACCUUGGUAGUCAGUGGCCAUCGCGAUGCCGCAGUCAGCUCGAACCGUGGCAGGGGGAAUGCGAAGCUUGAGACCGAGUCACUUCUCGCGAGUGUAAAGGAGGAUGCAGGCAGAGAGGAUGAAGGCCACGGUGGGCAGGAAUCGUGGAGCCGGAGAGGGCUCUUGGGAGCUGCGGCAUUGGCCAUGGUUGUCAGCUGCGCGAACCUCGGUUGCGAGCCUGCGCAGGCGUUCGAGUUCAGUCUUGGAAUUUCUGGACCGAAGGAUUGGUUGAAGGGCCAGAAACGAAAGACUGCCCAGUUUUUGUUGAACCCCAUCGAAGCGUCACGCAGCCGGUUGUCUUCAGCUGUGCUUCUUCUCUCUUCAGCAGAAGGUUCCUCCUUCGAAAACUACGAGGAGGCAGGAAAGUUGGUCAAAGUUGCCGCUCGAGAUUGCACUCCAAACGAGUUGGGAUCAAUCCUUGAUUUUCAAACUCGAACAGGGGUUGAGGUUUGCACUUUCAAGUUGGUGUUAAAGAAUGCUGCAUCACUGUUGUCCGAUGAUGACCCUGUUAAAGUGAGCGCUGUUGCUGCUCUGAAUGACCUCAUAAGGUCAUUCACUACCGUCGAUCAGCUUCUUUCAAGCGGUGGAGCUAGUGCUGCAACUCAAAGAGAGGACGUUAUGGGAGCAUUGAAACAGACCAUGGCAGCUCUGGACACUUUUCAGCAGGGUGUUCAGAACUGUCUAGAUAUUUGAUUCCAAAUCAUUUUUUUUUUCUUACUCUAGUGUUGGCAUCUCGGACCUCUGCCCUGGUGUUCCUUUCAUGUGCAAUGACAUGUCUCGUAGAUCUGAAGUUGCAAUGGUUGUAUUUGGCAAUUUUAUGAAACUGCCCAAGAGUCUUGAGGAAAAUGCAAGUUAUGUUGAAUUUGGCCUUGCCAAAAUACCCUUCAUAUUUUAAUUGUUUUAUUGGUUUGUAAACCAAGAAGACAGGAGAGUAGGAUGCUACAAGGAGGUUGUAUUGUAAUUUUGAGAUACUUAAGCAAGUUUUGGAUGUGAUAUAUGA
Messenger RNA from Physcomitrium patens, 1351 nucleotides. RefSeq lists its product as uncharacterized. Gene Ontology annotation, cellular component: chloroplast. The record is from RefSeq and is a predicted model, not a curated record. NCBI's taxonomy places the organism in Eukaryota, Viridiplantae, Streptophyta, Bryopsida, Funariales, Funariaceae.